AUGGAUCAAGAGACGCCAGAAAGUACAGUAAAUCAUGGAAAACGAACACGACCUUUGUUACUUCAACCGAGUCCGAAGAUCGCUCGAGUGUCGGCUUACGGAAAUUCAUCAAGUGCUGUGCUUAAAAACUCAAAAAAGUUGGGCCCACAUUCGCUCAAAAAAUCUAAACUGCUUUACAACAAGAGCGAUGUCCCACCCCCAGGAACUCCCGUACCAGAUAAGCACGUUCGCAAGGCUGGGCCAUACUUACUCGGUCCAAAGCUUGGGCCGAGUCCAGUUAAAAGUAUUGUUCAAUGUUUAGCACGAAAAGAAAGAACAGAUGAGUUUUAUCAAAUUAAAAUUUUGACUUUGCGCAAUGAGGGUCAGCCUGAGACACAAGAUGACAGACAGGGAAAGAUGUUACUGCACACGGAAUAUUCUCUUUUGUCGUUAUUAAAGGAUCAGGAUGGUGUAGUCCAUCAUCAUGGACUUUUUAAGGACCAUGCUCUUGAAGAAAUCCCCAACCCGAAUGGGCCAGGUUUUGUGUACACUGGCCGAGUUCGACAGAGGCUAUUUCUGGUUUUAGACUGUGUCACCUCCCACCAGUUUAGCGAAAAGGGCAGUGAACUGAUUAACCUGCAGCAGUAUGUUACGAAAGUUAAAAAAGUGCCAGAGAAAGAAGCUGUUCUUAUAUUUUAUGAUAUUGUUAGGGUUGUUGCAAAUUUGCAUAAGAGAAACAUAGUGCAUAGAGACCUGAAAUUAGGUAACAUAGUGCUAAACCAAAGAACUGGACGUAUAACCAUCACUAAUUUCUGCUUGGGCACUCAUUUAGGCAGCGACCGGGACUUGUUGAAGGAUCAGAGAGGUUCACCAGCCUAUAUUUCACCAGAUGUGCUGAUGUGCAAACCAUACCUGGGAAAGCCUUCUGACAUGUGGGCACUUGGUGUAGUACUUUAUACAAUGUUGUACGGUCAGUUCCCAUUUUGCGACACAAGCCUUGCGCAGCUCUUUAGUCGGAUACAGGCCGCAAAUUAUAAUAUACCGCCGGACGGUAAUUCAGUUCAAGUUUCGGACAACACAGUGUUUCUGAUUCAAAGGCUGCUUGUGAAGGAUCCCAAACACAGAUUGCUGGCAGAUGAUGUUUUAGACCAACUGUCAAGUAUAAUAGCGAGCUACGUGAUAGUGCCAAACCCGCCAGAAGACCUGCAGGUGGUUCCCGAUGUACCUCUGGACGAGGAGAAGGAUAAAGAAGAGAAAGAGAAAGCGGCCGCAGCACAUAGUAGCCAAGUGGAAAGGAAGCCGUUCAUCACAAUCCCGGAGAGUGGUGGCGAGAGGGCACCGAACACCAACGAAGAGCUCGGUGUGUUCUGCGUGCCAUUGCCCGAUUUCUUCGCGCUCAACUUCCCGGGGGGGCGGGCGCCGCAAAGCGGGAUCAUCAUCCAGCCCGCUCACACGGUAGACUCGUCGUCCAUAACUUCUCCGAACAGCAACCAGCGUCAGAUCACGGUCCAGAGGAUCGGGAGGGACGCUAGGCCGCUGCUGCCCUGCGAGAUCGCCCGCUACCAGCACAUGUUCGCGUCCGGCCAGCGAGCGGAGAGCCGGAGGGCGGAGGCCCAGGGCUUCGCCCCCGAGGGCAGGCAGGAGCGCCCCGAGGAGUCAAGGCUGGGGGCUCUCGCUCGCAGGAUGCCCCGCUUGAGUGCGGUCGCCCCCAGGAGCCCUACAGAUAUCAGAUUGAUCCCUUGGUCCGAGAGGGCGAGGAAUGGCGAUCGUCCCCUCGACCAGGACUACGUGCUCCGCCUCCCGGCCUCGGUGCUGGAUGGCUCAAGGAUCGCGACCAGGGUCCUCAACCCAGCGUAUCAGCCCAAUGCCGACCCGGCAAACCACCACCGGCCCCCGGUCGAUAGCUCCGAGCUGGACUACAACUAUUCCGGC
Molecule: messenger RNA, 1911 nt
Organism: Iphiclides podalirius (scarce swallowtail)
Lineage: Eukaryota; Metazoa; Arthropoda; Insecta; Lepidoptera; Papilionidae
Source: the annotation of a GenBank genome assembly